Messenger RNA from Phyllostomus hastatus (greater spear-nosed bat), 1572 nucleotides. RefSeq names its product eva-1 homolog A, regulator of programmed cell death (gene EVA1A). The coding region runs from base 192 to 668 and encodes 158 amino acids. The record is from RefSeq and is a predicted model, not a curated record. NCBI's taxonomy places the organism in Eukaryota, Metazoa, Chordata, Mammalia, Chiroptera, Phyllostomidae. The transcript is spliced from 3 exons.
GCAGGGGAAGCAGAGCCAGGCGGAGAGCCAGCUGGGCUUGGGGUUACAGUGCAGUGAUUAACGUGAGGGUGGGCUGUGUCUCCACGGCAAACAGGGAGAAUACAAUAAAAAGUACCAGAAAAGAAGAGAAGAGGAGGAGGGGCCACGCUGAUCCAGUGGAAGCACCUCCAGGAGGCACCUCUGGAUGCCACAUGGAGGCCGCCCUUCCACCCAGCACGGAGCCUCUGACUGCCCAGCGAGUGGACAUGGCUUUACUCAGCAACAUCCUAGCGGCCUAUUCCUUUGUCUCAGAAAACCCUGAGCGAGCAGCUCUGUACUUUGUCUCUGGCGUGUGCAUCGGGCUGAUCCUCACCUUGGCUGCCCUGGUGAUGAGGAUCUCUUGCCACAUGGACUGCCAGCGGCGUCCCCGGAGGAAGUUCCUGCAGGACCAAGAGAGCAGCAGCAGCGACAGCAGCGACAGUGAGGAUGGCAGCUCAGACACGGCAUCUGACAUCUCGGUCAGGAGACACCGCCGCUUUGAGAAGACUUUGAACAAGAACGUCUUCACGUCAGCGGAGGAGCUGGAGCGCGCCCAGCGGCUGGAGGAGCGGGAGCGCAUCCUCAGGGAGAUCUGGCUGAACGGCCAGCCCGAGGUUCCCGGGACCAGGAGCCUGAACCGCUACUACUAGCGGCAGGAGCAGACCCCGCACCACUGGAAGCCUUCCACAAGGCAGGGGGGCUGCGGGGAAGGUGGGCACAGUUCUUCUAAGGUUACCGCGGAAGCCGGAGAUAAGCAGUACACCCUGUUUUCUAGACAGAAGGACUGAUUUCUCCUUUUUGCCUAACGUUAUGGAGAAGUAGAAAAACCAAGUCGGUUUAUCAACCUUUCCAGGUCUUGGAAUGGUGCUCAAGAACUCUCUCCAAUAAUGUGGAUGGAGAUGAGAGAAACAGGACUGUGGUUUCUCAUGAUUUCUGAGGAUCUCAGAAGUUUCUGCAGACUUCAUAGCUAUGUGUUACUCCUUUAUGAAAGGAAAGAUGAUCAUAGCGUGAGGGCUAGGAGCAGCAGGGUGAACCUAACCCUGUAAACGCAACUGUCUAAGUGACUUCGUGCUGUGGAGGCGAUUCUGACCCAGAGAGCAUGAACCGUGCUUAUUAUUUAAGGCUGACUUUUUUAUGUCAUGUGUUGCAACGGCAACCUCGUCCAUUUUAACUGGCACCUCAGGGAUUAAAAUCCUAUUUUUUAGUGUAUUCCCCACUUCAUUCCUGAAAAUGAAUAGAACUAAUGUAUUUUUGGAGAUGUGUCAGUGAACUAGACAAUGCCAAUAACCUCAAAGGAUGAAGGGUUUUAUUUUAAAUAGUUUAUUAAAAAUAUAUAUUAACUUGGAUAUUUGAAAAUGCUGCAUAAGAAUAAAAGCUAUGUCCCUCCCUCCUUUUUGGAGAGAAGAAAAUUUUGUUUUGACUCUAGAUAAUCAUGAUUUUAAACAUUCUGUUAAAAAAAAAGUUUGGAUUUCCAAGAAAAGAAUUGGAAUAGGAGAUGAGGAAUAAAGUCAAAAUUAGGAUGGGAUAAAAAAAAUAAAUGUUACAUAAAAUCUU